Molecule: messenger RNA, 1324 nt
Organism: Oppia nitens
Lineage: Eukaryota; Metazoa; Arthropoda; Arachnida; Sarcoptiformes; Oppiidae
Product: sulfotransferase 1B1-like
Exons: 3
Coding region: 192-1307 (371 amino acids)
Biological process (GO): sulfation
Cellular component (GO): cytoplasm
Molecular function (GO): sulfotransferase activity
Source: RefSeq, a predicted model, not a curated record
UUAUAAUUUGUUUUUAUAACGGUUGACACAUUGAUAGAAAUUUAUUAUUGAAUUUUAUUACUUAUGACUUAACAAUUUAUUUAAUUUAUUUUCGUUUGAAGUUUUAUUUUUCUUUAAUAGUAGUGCUUGAAUCUGAUUAAACUCAAUAAUUUUGACAAAGAGAUUGAUUACAAUUCAAUUAAACAACAAACAUGUUUUUAGCCAAACUAUUAUCUGAGUGUCCGGCAAAAAGUUGGUUACAUAAAAACACUGUUAAAAACAAUACAAGUGUUCAGUUGGCAGCAAAUGACCCAAACAUAGACAAUGACACCCAAAGGGCACAAUACGUGCGCUCAAUACCUAACGCUUUGUUAUAUAAUGAUCUACUACUACAAGGAUAUCUAGUGAACAGAAAUUUUUUGACAAAAAUUAAUAAUUUUGAAAUCCGUGAAAAUGACAUUUGGUUGGCAACGUAUCCAAAGUCAGGCACCACUUGGACUGAAGAAAUUUUGUCACUUAUUUGUAAUAAGGGAGACAUAGAUAAAGUCAAAGACAAAUUGCUGCCCAAACGUGUGGUUCAUUUUGAAGUGGGUCGACCUGUUGGGCACUCCAAGUGGCUCAAGAAGCUCAAGUCACCCAGGUUGAUUGCCACACAUCUACCUGUUACACAUAUACCUAACCAAUUAAAGCAGACUAAAUGCAAAAUAAUAUAUGUGGUACGUAAUCCCAAGGAUACCUCAGUAUCAUUUUACCACCAUCACCGCAUGAGCUCAUUCCUGGGCAACUAUGACUGGUCGUGGGAUAUCUAUGUUGACCUAUUCCUAAAAGGUCAGUUAGUUUAUGGUGACUGGCUGUCCCACGUUGAAGGCUAUUGGCAAUUACAUAAACAAUACCCAAAUCGUGUGCUAUUUGUUUCAUACGAAGAAUUAAAGACAGAUUUACCGAAAAUGAUUGCAUUGAUCGCCCGUUUUGUGGGUCAGCCUCUAUCGGAUGAGAUCAUACAGAGAAUUGCUAAUCACUGCAGUUUUGAUGAAAUGAAAUCCAAUAAAAUGGUUAAUAGAGAAAAGCUACCGAUAUUUGCAAAUGGAUUAUUUGAUAUGACUGAGACUAAGUUUAUGAGGAAAGGCAUUAUCGGUGACUGGAGGACACACUUUACCGAUGAACAGAGCGAUAGAUUUGAUAAACACUAUAACAAACAACUCAAUGAUUUAGGUAUACAUAUAGCUUAUGAUAGUCAAGAAGCGCAACAAUUAAUGCAACCGUUUGGACGUAUUAUUUAUGGCAAUAAAGAUCAAACUGAACUCUCAAAUGUAUAUAAUAUAUUGUAAUAUUAGUUAUUUAUUUU